Messenger RNA from Anastrepha ludens (Mexican fruit fly), 5055 nucleotides. It is a transcript of the gene tws, whose product is annotated as protein phosphatase PP2A 55 kDa regulatory subunit. Bases 1169 to 2683 code for a protein of 504 amino acids. Gene Ontology annotation, molecular function: protein binding; protein phosphatase regulator activity. NCBI's taxonomy places the organism in Eukaryota, Metazoa, Arthropoda, Insecta, Diptera, Tephritidae. The record is from RefSeq and is a predicted model, not a curated record. The transcript is spliced from 6 exons. Gene Ontology annotation, biological process: peptidyl-serine dephosphorylation. Gene Ontology annotation, cellular component: cytosol; protein phosphatase type 2A complex.
UGGUAGCAGCACGUUCAGACGUUUUGUGUGUUUAUAGUUUCAAAAACAUCAGUUUCGUUGGCAAUGCGACUCGCGAAACAACAACGACGCAAACGCAUAGAAAGCAAGCAAACGACGUGCAUACAUAUGUAUUUACACGCAUACGUCUGAGUAAAGAAAAAAUCGUACAAACAAAUUUGACGGCAUAUGCACAGAGAUCUCGAAGGCCGAAUGUGAUUUACAGACGACACAAGUAAGUUGCGGUACGUCGCAGACCGAAAAAAGUGCAUAGAGAAAAAUGCCGUUGUCAAGACAUUCGCUAAGGAAAUGAAUUGGCGAAAAUAAUUGUGCGCGUAUAAUAAAUUUGUGCUUUUUCUUUUCUUUUUUUUGUUGGAAAAAUUACAUUUUCAUAUUUUUAUUUUCGAGAAGGACAAUUGUUUGAGAUUGUGAAAUUAGAAAACUAUAAUUAGAUUCAAACUAAAUAUAAAAUAAUCAAAUAAUUAAUGCGUAAUGCAAAAAUCGUUCACUAGUGAAAUUUGCAUAAACGAAUGAAAAUGUUUCCGGAAAUAGGAAAUUAUAUUAAAAGAAAUAAAUGGAAAUAAAAAAAUUUUAUAAAAAUAAUGAAUGACUAAUAUAUCAGCAAACACCAUAGUGCAAAAUCAGUGCGAAGCUAAAAAUUGAAAAAAAAAAAACACACACACACAACAAAAGCGAAGGAAUAUUUCCAUCAUCGAUUCAAAUGCUACCCAAUUCUGAAAAAAUAAAAUUAAAACUAAAAAAGCCCCAAAUUUGGCCAGUGCAAAUUAAAAGCAGCAAUAACGUAUAUUUCUAAACCGAAAAAAUACAAGCCAGAUUUUAAAAUUUUAAAAAUAAUACAAAUAAAUGAUAACAUCGGAGAAAUGAGCAAAAAAUAAAAAAAAAUCCUCAUUUCCCAAAAACAAAAAACAAAACAGUUAAUAACUACCCAAAUUCAAUUUUGUGAGAGAGUGAGAGCUAAUAACACGAAUAACGGAGGAUAAAAAACAAUUUCGAAUCAACAACAAAAAGAAGAAAAAACAAAAACAAUUGGACGCAAUUGCAAACCAAAAAAAGAAAAAAACAUAAAAAUUAACAGCUGUAAGGCUUUAUUGCCAAUACGCGGACAGUAGUAGCCUGAAGGCAGAGACGAAGCCUAUUAUUAAUAUCAAACAUGGAUUGGAAAGCUUUAUCGAACGCUGAGAAAAGCCCAAAAAUAGAACGCUGGAAGGCAAGUCCUAUACUGGAACCUGAUAUACUACCACCCCUACCACCGCGCGCUUUCAUGCGUCAAUCGAGUUUCACCAAAAUCGGAAAUAUGCUGAACACCGCCAUAAAUAUCAAUGGCACCAAAAAAAUACCGAGUAAUGGAGAAGCGUCCUGGUGCUUCUCACAGAUAAAAGGCGCCUUAGACGAUGACGUAACCGACGCUGAUAUCAUCUCAUGUGUGGAAUUCAAUCAUGACGGUGAAUUGCUGGCAACAGGCGAUAAAGGUGGACGUGUUGUCAUCUUUCAGCGUGAUCCUAUGUCAAAAACGGCAAUACCACGUCGCGGUGAAUAUAAUGUUUACUCGACUUUUCAAUCGCAUGAACCCGAAUUCGAUUACUUAAAGUCAUUGGAAAUAGAAGAAAAAAUUAAUAAGAUCCGAUGGCUGCGACGAAAGAAUCCUGCGCACUUCCUACUCUCAACCAACGAUAAGACGGUUAAGUUGUGGAAGGUCAGCGAACGGGAUAAAUCGUUCGAGGGCUAUAACACAAAAGAGGAGGGCGGCCUAACAAAGGAUCCGCAAAAUAUAACUGGCUUAAAAGUUCCUUCAGUUAAGCAAAUUCCCCUUAUGGUGGAAGCGUCGCCACGCCGCAACUACGCCAAUGCACACACCUAUCACAUCAAUUCAAUUAGCGUUAAUUCUGACCAAGAGACUUAUCUGUCCGCCGACGAUUUGCGAAUCAAUUUGUGGCAUCUUGAGGUGACCGAUCAAAGUUUUAAUAUAGUCGAUAUUAAGCCAGCCAAUAUGGAAGAGCUGACGGAGGUAAUUACCGCCGCCGAAUUCCAUCCAACUGAGUGCAAUGUGUUCGUAUACUCGAGCUCGAAGGGCACAAUACGUCUAUGUGAUAUGCGUUCGGCAGCGCUGUGCGAUCGGCAUAGCAAACAGUUCGAGGAGCCGGAGAAUCCAACGAACCGCAGUUUCUUUAGUGAAAUUAUAAGCUCGAUAAGCGACGUAAAGCUAAGCAACUCGGGACGUUAUAUGAUCUCUAGAGACUAUCUAAGUAUUAAGGUGUGGGAUUUGCACAUGGAAACGAAACCAAUUGAAACUUAUCCGGUUCACGAAUACUUACGCAUUAAACUCUGUUCACUGUAUGAGAAUGACUGCAUUUUCGACAAAUUCGAAUGCUGUUGGAAUGGCAAGGAUACUUCCAUAAUGACGGGCAGCUAUAAUAAUUUUUUUAGGGUGUUUGAUCGCAACUCGAAAAAGGAUGUGACAUUGGAGGCGUCACGCGACAUUAUCAAACCAAAAACGGUGCUCAAACCGCGUAAAGUUUGCACCGGUGGCAAACGAAAAAAAGACGAGAUUAGUGUCGAUUGUCUCGACUUCAAUAAGAAGAUACUGCACACCGCUUGGCAUCCGCAAGAGAAUAUUAUCGCUGUGGCGGCAACAAAUAAUCUGUUUAUAUUUCAGGAUAAGUUUUAGCUAAAACUCUCUCAUCCCCUUCAGUUCUUCUUCUUCUUCAUCACCAUUAUGGCAUCGUUAAGAAUAAUUAUUAUGAUUAACUCUAAAUUUUAUACUUAUCGCUGCUACAUUUGCUAUCACUCACUACUUGCUAUCAGUACUGUGUAAUCAGAGCAAAUAACACGAACAAAUCUGCUGCGAGCGAAGAACGAGGACGUUAGACGAAGACGAAUGCAUAGGCAUUAUAGGCAUAGGCAAAGUCACAACUCAGUAUAUAAAUAUAACUCAUUAUUAGCGCUACUAAUUAACGAAACAAAAUCUCUAUUGGCAUUGUUGAUUACCGGUACAGCGUUAACACAAGUUGUAAGCCUUAGCCAAAACAACACAAAAACGUAAAGUUUUUAGUUUUAAGUUUUGCACAAAGGUUUACACAAGCGACAUAAUACUUACAGCGCUUACAACAUUAACAUAGUAGAAAAAACGGGAGGAAGCGAGAGGAGCGGGCACACAGCUGACUGCGUCAGCGCGGUGUUCGUCUGCUGUUGCGCACAACAAAAAACGCCUUAAACCAUUACUUUGUACAGUUACUUUGAUUAAAAUUCUAUAAAAAUUCCUUAAAUCAAUGUUGGCUCGGCUAAAUACUUUCAGUUAAUUUUAAAAGAGAGAGUGUUUUUUAUAUAAUAUUUAUGUGAAAUCAGUAAGGAUAACAAAUAAAUAUUUAUGCAGUAAAAUAUGUUUGCUUAAUUUAAUAAAAACCGAAAUUAUCAAUAUUGAAUUAUUUUUUUUUGUUGAUUCGAAUGCAUACAAAUGAAAUAAGAUGGGAAAUACAUUAAACAAAAAAAAAACUAAAAAAUAAAAAAAAGUGAAUGUAGUUUCAACAUAAGAAACUAUGUAUGUAGACCUUAAAGACGGAGGGAGCGAGAGAGCAAGAAAGCAAAAAAAAAAUAAUUAAACUUUACUAUAAUAAAUACAGGCUUAGCGCAAGUUAUGUAUUUAAAAUAAAAAACGCAAAAUUCAUACAGAAAUUUAUUACGUAAUUUAUAAAAAAAACAAUACCAUAUGUAUAUGAAGCCAUGUCAAAACGCCAAUACGCCAGUACGCCAAAGGUCCAAAGUUGGAUGGAGCUCUUUGUUUCUCAUUAAGCGCGAACCUGGUGUUCUUGGCGACAUUUAGUAGGAAAAACUUUUGUCAAAAAUUAUGCCCAUGCAUUUUCUUGCUACAUUUCUUGGCAUUUAAAAUCAACUAAAUUACACUCAAACUGUCGAAAAACACGUAUGUAUGUAUGUGAGUGCAUAAAUUACUUGUACUUGUACGCAAAAAGCCGAUAUCAAAGACACAGAUAUUUAAGCACAUAUUUAUAUUGAUAUUUGUACAUAUGUAUAUGUAUAAGGGUAACACUCAGACUGAGCUCGUAUUGUAUACUCUGUUUUUGACAACCAUUACAAAAACAUCGCCAACAGUUACUGCAUUGCUUAUUAUAAAAAACCAGAACAGAAUUGAUUUAAUGUUUUUUUUUUAAUCAUUGAAAAAAAUUAGUUACUCUUGCAAGCCGAAUGUGUAAAAUGUAUGUACCUAUUAGUCUGAGCGGGUUAAAAUGCUAUUUAAACAAUUUUCAAUAUAAAUUUAGCUUGACGUUUUUCCUUACAUUACAUUUAGACCAGUUUAUCGUUCGUAAAAUUGUAGGCCUUUUUUGCAAGACCAUUUUCACAAGAAAUGAAUGAAUGUCUUAUUAGCUAAGACCCAGUAUGCGUUCAAUAUUUUUGUAAAUGCCUAUUUUAUGUUCUAUUAGCUAGCGAUAUUGUGCGUGCGCCAAGCCGAGAGUAACGUGUGUGCUCUUAUACUAAUUUACUGUAUAAAGAUGUUGUUUAUUUACACUCAGUAUAAUUUAUUAAUUAUUCUUCUGCCAGUUUGUAUUUCUAUAAACAUUUUCAUUCCACAAUUAUUUGCCAAAGGAAUACAAAAACAAGUACUGUCUUUUACUAUAAUGUUGAAAAUCAUACAUUGAGGUUAGGGAGAGAGAACGAGAACGGCAACAAAAGAAGUUAUAAGUUUCUGAUAAUGGUAUCGCUACUCAUCUUUUUUUUUUUUUGUUUUUGUAAACAGCUGUGCAGCAGAAUGCAGUUAAUUAAGACAAAAAAUACUUAUAAAUAUUACGUAAUGAUCAUUAUGAUGUGCUUAAAUUAUGAAAUUCUAAUUUGAUAGCAACAAUUCAAAUACAAUACAAAUGAUAAAAGCAAAGAAAAUUAUCGAAAGCAUAAUGGCAUUUUUGUUAAAUAAGCAAUUUAAUCUGUAAUGUGCUAUAAAAAAUGCAAACAAAUUAUUAUAGUCAUGGAAGAAAGACAAAUAAAUCAACAUACUGUCAUUAUUAGUAGUUUAAGUUGUAUUAAAACGAA